This is a messenger RNA of Poeciliopsis prolifica (blackstripe livebearer), 3391 nucleotides long. Its product is annotated as relaxin-3 receptor 1-like. Gene Ontology annotation, molecular function: G protein-coupled receptor activity. Gene Ontology annotation, biological process: G protein-coupled receptor signaling pathway; immune response. The record is from RefSeq and is a predicted model, not a curated record. Bases 175 to 1320 code for a protein of 381 amino acids. The transcript has a single exon. Gene Ontology annotation, cellular component: membrane. NCBI's taxonomy places the organism in Eukaryota, Metazoa, Chordata, Actinopteri, Cyprinodontiformes, Poeciliidae.
CCGUUGACCAAUCCUGGCGCUGCGGCGGAGCGACACACCUGUAUAAAAGCGGAUUCCGGGUCAGCUGACAUUCAGAGGGGGAAACGAUGAAGAUGACAGGGUGCUGAGGAAGAGCACAGAAUCUCUAUCUCCGAUGGGGAUGCUCUGCGGGUCGCGUGUUGUGCGUUUUUAAGAAUGGAUGAGCUCUUCAACCAAAGCGCAGCGCCGAACCAAAGUUCCGCUGGAGACGACAAGUUCACAUUCGAGGACAUCGACGUGAGCGCGGACGGCUCUCCCAUCCUGAGGAUAUUCAUAUCGGUGGUGUACUCGGUGGUGUGCGCCGUCGGCUUGGUGGGGAACCUUCUCGUGUUUUUCCUCAUGCGGGUGCGACAGGGUCGCAAAAGAUCCACCAUAAAUGUUUUCAUCACCAACUUGGCGGUGACGGACUUCCAGUUCGUCCUCACGCUGCCCUUCUGGGCCGUGGACACGGCGCUGGACUUCAGCUGGCCGUUCGGAGACGCGAUGUGCAAGAUUGUCCUGUCGGUCACCGUCAUGAACAUGUACGCCAGCGUCUUCUUCCUCACCGCCAUGAGCGUGACCCGCUACCUCUCCGUGGCGUCAGCCCUGAAGAAAAGGUCUUACAGAAGGUCACGGUGCGUCAGGUGGGUGUGCGCCGUGCUGUGGCUGGCCGCCACCGCGGCCACGGCUCCCACGGCUGUCUUCUCCACUGUGACGGUGGUCGCUGGAGAAAAGCUGUGCCUCCUCAGGUUCCCAGAGGGACACGACUGGCUGGCCCUCUACCACAUCCAGAAAAUAUUGAUCGCUUUCGUCAUCCCGAUGUUCAUCGUUUGCGUCAAUUACAUGAUGCUCCUGCGAUUCGUUAGGCGGAAAAGCAUGAACGGCAGCAACCCCAAACGGAGGUCCAGGGUCACCAAGUCCGUCGCUAUUGUCGUUUUGUCCUUCUUCUGCUGCUGGAUGCCAAACCAUGCCAUCACCUUCUGGGGCGUCUUGGUCAAAUUCAACGCGGCCAACUGGGACACGUCAUACUACACGGUGCACACGUACGUGUUCCCGGUCACGGUGUGUCUGGCGCACACCAACAGCUGCUUGAACCCGAUCCUCUACUGCCUGAUGAGGCCGGAGAUCAGGAAGAUGCUGAGCGGCUUGUUCUGGAGAGUCUCCAGUCCCACUCAGAGCAAGGCUUGCGCCACGCGCUCCGUUACGCACGUAGAAACCCAGGGAGGUGUGCCCCUCCAGAUCAUAGACAACACGGAGUACAGCCUAUCCAUUAUAGACCGCAAAGGUUCGUCGAGUUCUAAGUCAAUCCCGUACACCCACUGAAUGAAAACGCGGCCUCUAUUUAUUUAUUUAUUUAUUUAUGCUCAAUCAGCUGGCAUUGCUCGUGCGUAAUGUUUUUUCGCAAGCCUGAAAAUCACCAAUAUUCCACGCGUGACGAGUCACACGGAAUGAUCAUUUCGUGCGAAAACUAUAAAACAGAUGACUCAUUCUGUGACUUUUCUAUGAGAUUAGUCUUUUCACUCUACAGUGACAAGAAAAAAAAAAGAAAAAAAGAAGAAGCCUGGGACUGGACGGAUCAGCCUGGCCACGCGGAGAAAGGCGGAGAUAUUCACUGUUGAACUCUAAAAUACGACAAUGUUUUUUGCCAUGACAUUCGCCAUGUAAAGCCUGACUGUAAAUAAAUUGCUUUUCCAUCAUAGAAAACAAAGCUAAACAAAAAAAAUUGGCUGAUUAUUUCUCCAAGCUGAUUACAUUUUGUGAUUUUCAUUUGUCUUGAAUUAUAAUAACGACUUUGCAGAAUUAUGGCCAGAAUUUUCAAUGGGUUUCUGGAUAUAAAUUGUGCACAAGUCUUUAAGAGGUUUAAUGAAUUGGUUCUAAUGCUGUGCCAAGCAGCACUGCCUUCACUUGUAAAACAUUUAUUUUGAUACUUUGCCUCCAUUGUCUGUUAUAUAGUGGGUAACAUGAGCUAUGAAGUCCAAACAGCAAUAUAUGAAACCGAGCUACAGUGAAAAACUUAAUGGCCGCCCUAGAGGCUUCUACCACUACAAGCUAAUAAUGUACAGACCCAUUCAAUACAAAUGAAUAUUAUUGAAAAGUCCAUUUAUUUCAGGAACUUUAUUACUAAAUGAAAAAUUAUAUAGAAUAGUUACUCCAAUUGGUGAUUUCCAGCCUUUGUUUCGGUUAAUUAUGAUUUUCUGCUGACUAUGAAAACAUGACAUUUAAUCACAAAAGACCAAUUAAAGAGAAUAAUUUUAAGAUACAUAAGUGUAUCUUAAAAUGGGUAAGUUAAAUGCUUAUCUUGCCUAUUUUUAACUGGUGCUUUUAAUUUGACAAAUGAAAGUAUUUUCUAAUAUUUUGAAUAUGACUUUCUUACCUGAUGCAUUUAAACACUGCAUCAUAUUCAUUAAAGAAAUGUGUGGAUUUAAUAAGACGCAAAACAGACGAAUAAAAAAAGGUGCACAAGUGAAUUUUAGAUGGCUGUCGGUGAGAAACUCUCUUUCCGAAACAGAAAUCUGCCCAACGAGAACUGUCUUAAUUUUCACCUCAGACUUGGAUAUUUCAGCUUUUCAGCUAAACAAACCACUGAAGUUUUCUUCUACCUCUCAGCAAACUGGGUGAGCCCAAAUCCUGCCACUCGGCUGCUCAUAAACACUAAAUAUGAAAGUGGUUGGAAAACUUGGUGUUUGGUGGUACUUGUUAUAAAAUGUUUGAGAAUGUUGUGCUUCCUGUGAGUAAAAUAAAUAAAUAAAUGCAAAUGUAUGCAGUCAAUCUCUCCUUGAGCACAGAGUGGAGAUGCUGAUUUAAAUAAAUACUUAACGGAGCGUUAGAUUGAAGAGAACCGUUGAAAAAUGAUUUUCAUCAGUCGGCCACCUGAGCUGGACUGAUGUGUAACCAAGACACAUCAGUCCUAAAUUUCCAUCUGUCAUCUUUUGGCUGAAGUGGAGGCCCUCCACAGACAAUGGAGGAAAGCUGCCCACCAGGCAGGUUGGAGAUGAGGGAGUCACCUGGGCGCAGAUGGCGUGGUCGGCUUCCAGCUUUGUGGGCUGAUGUUUCUCUUCUCCGUCUGUGCUUCCUGUCCUCUGCACCCUUUGGCGUCACUGUCGAGAGAUUUUGUGUGACCUCAAAAUGCCAUUCUUCCUCUCACUUUUCCACGAAUGCAUCAAAAAAAUAAGAAAAGCAGCUGGAAAUCUGUCUGUCCGGUGUGUUUAGGUUGUGCAAAAUGAAAAAGGGAUUUCACAAGCUCUUAAAAUGAGGGAAUAUGUUUAUGAAGAGUGGACUCGAAUAAGCUUGCUUUAAUUAAAACUGCAGAUUUAACGGAGGAUGACAAAGCUUUGGGCUCUUAGCCUCGUUUCUGGUGUAGCUAAUACCAUUACAAAGCACUUUUUAUAGCAUG